CAAGUUUAUUACAAAUUAAAAUGGCUGAAGAUGAUGUUGCUGCUCUUGUUAUCGACAACGGAUCCGGUAUGUGCAAAGCCGGUUUUGCUGGAGACGAUGCUCCCAGAGCCGUCUUUCCAUCAAUUGUUGGUCGUCCCAGACAUCAGGGCGUGAUGGUUGGAAUGGGUCAGAAAGAUAGCUAUGUUGGUGAUGAAGCUCAGAGUAAGAGAGGAAUCUUAACGCUCAAAUAUCCCAUCGAGCAUGGAAUCGUUACCAACUGGGAUGAUAUGGAAAAGAUUUGGCAUCACACCUUUUACAACGAACUACGUGUUGCUCCUGAAGAGCAUCCAAUACUGCUUACAGAAGCUCCAUUGAACCCAAAAGCAAACAGAGAAAAAAUGACUCAGAUCAUGUUUGAAACUUUCAAUUCUCCUGCAAUGUACGUUUCAAUUCAAGCCAUACUUUCUUUAUAUGCUUCUGGAAGAACCACUGGUAUUGUGCUCGACUCUGGAGAUGGUGUCACUCACACAGUACCAAUCUAUGAGGGAUAUGCUCUUCCUCAUGCCAUUCUCCGUUUAGAUUUGGCGGGCAGAGACCUGACCGAUCACCUCAUGAAGAUCCUCACAGAACGUGGUUACUCACUCACCACUACAGCCGAAAGGGAAAUUGUUCGUGAUAUCAAAGAAAAACUUUGCUACGUCGCUCUUGAUUUUGAACAGGAGAUGGCCACUUCUGUUUCUUCGUCUUCUAUUGAAAAAAGUUAUGAAAUGCCCGAUGGUCAAGUUAUCACAAUUGGGAACGAACGUUUUCGAUGUCCAGAAGCACUCUUCCAGCCAAAUGUUAUAGGUUUAGAAGCAUGUGGCAUUCAUGAAACAACAUACAACAGUAUCAUGAAAUGUGAUGUCGAUAUCCGUAAAGACUUGUACGCCAACACUGUGCUGUCCGGAGGAUCCACAAUGUUCCCGGGCAUUGCCGAUAGAAUGCAGAAGGAGAUCACUUCUUUGGCCCCAGCGACGAUGAAAAUCAAAACUAUUGCUCCCCCAGAGCGUAAAUAUUCAGUGUGGAUUGGAGGUUCAAUUGUUGCAUCUCUGUCCACCUUCCAGCAAAUGUGGAUCAGCAAGCAGGAGUAUGAUGAAUCUGGACCAUCAAUUGUUCACAGGAAAUGCUUUUAAAUGGUACAUUUGUUACUUUUGAAAAAACUCUUGUUCUGCUCAAUUGUAGUCGGUUUAAACAAAUGUAUUUUGUUAAUAUCUAAUGAGCGAGCUUCAUUUUCUAAUAAAUAUCUACAUCCUAAAAAUUGUUUUUUAAAUAAAAUUUUAUUAAGUUAAACUACUUAGUAAAAAAGUUUAA
Helobdella robusta is the source of this 1329-nucleotide messenger RNA. RefSeq lists its product as hypothetical. The record is from RefSeq and is a predicted model, not a curated record. Lineage: Eukaryota; Metazoa; Annelida; Clitellata; Rhynchobdellida; Glossiphoniidae. The transcript has 2 exons. Gene Ontology annotation, biological process: mitotic cytokinesis. Bases 21 to 1151 code for a protein of 376 amino acids.